Anisakis simplex (herring worm) is the source of this 351-nucleotide messenger RNA. NCBI's taxonomy places the organism in Eukaryota, Metazoa, Nematoda, Chromadorea, Rhabditida, Anisakidae. The record is from the annotation of a GenBank genome assembly.
AUGCGUGUAAUGAAUGAAUUUUCAGUGCCAUCAAAAAAAUCGCUCAACAACACCAAUUCAUCGAAUCCAGUUCCAAAAGUAACGUUUACGUGUGGUCAUAUCGAACCGUCGUCACCCCUCAGCAUCUGCAAUAAAAACUUAACACAAUCCAAUGACGAAGAAGCACUGAAGAGAAUGCACAUUGAAUCGCCAUCCAAUCGUCGUUAUGUUAAACGACGACCGAAUAAUGCCGAGUCAACACCGAAUUAUCGUCAGUUCUCCUCAACCGCGCCAUCUGAACACCAGCAAUGCCCAACUCGAUCAUUAUCAAAUGAUGUUGACGAGAAUGAAGCGAUGCCUAAUGAAGAUGUC